Messenger RNA from Lycium ferocissimum, 2760 nucleotides. Its product is annotated as pentatricopeptide repeat-containing protein At1g11290, chloroplastic. The transcript has a single exon. Gene Ontology annotation, biological process: RNA modification. The coding region runs from base 245 to 2668 and encodes 807 amino acids. Lineage: Eukaryota; Viridiplantae; Streptophyta; Magnoliopsida; Solanales; Solanaceae. The record is from RefSeq and is a predicted model, not a curated record. Gene Ontology annotation, molecular function: protein binding; RNA binding; zinc ion binding.
UACCUAUAAUAAUUCUCCAAUAUAUUUUUCAAAACAUAAAAUUCAAUAUAUCUAAACUUAACAUUUUAUUAAUCACAACUUCUUAAAGGAAAAAAAGAGAAUAACAGAUAACUGAAAGAAAUAGAUGCUAAAAGAUAAAAUGAAUAUUAAUGGAGUUACGCAGAAAACAACUCGGCUGUAACUUGCGCUUUGAAAGUAGUACUUUACUCUAUCAGGAGAAUUCAGACAAGAAUCAGUAAGCUUCAUGAGUUUCCCGUUAUCGGCACGCGCCACCACUCCACCGCCGCUACCGGCGGCGCCGCCGUCUCUAUCACAAAGAGUCCACAUCCCAUCACACAUAUACAAACACCCAACAGCAAUACUCCUUGAACUCUGUAAUUCCAUGAAAGAGCUUCACCAAAUCCUCCCUCACAUAAUUAAAAACGGUCUCUAUAAAGAACAUCUUUUUGAAACCAAAUUAGUCAGCUUAUUCACUAAAUAUGGCAGCCUUAAUGAUGCCACUAAAGUCUUUGACUUUGCUAAACUUAGAGUUGACCCCAUGUAUCAUACCAUGCUUAAAGGCCAUACCCAUUACUCUUCUUUGGAUUCUUCUUUAGCUUUUUACUCUCGUUUGAGAUAUGAUAAUGUAACACCGGUGAUAUAUAAUUUUAGCUAUUUGUUAAAAGCUUGUGCGGAUAAUAAUGAUGUUGUUAAGGGUAAACAAGUACAUGCACAGUUGAUUCUUCAUGGGUUUGAGGAUAAUUUGUUUGCAAUGACUAGUGUUGUGAAUUUGUAUGCGAAAUGUGGGAUGGUUGGUGAUGCGUGUAAGAUGUUUGAUAGAAUGCCUGAGAGGGAUUUGGUUUGCUGGAAUACGGUUAUUUCUGGAUAUGCACAAAAUGGGAUGGCGAAGAGAGCGUUGGAGUUGGUUUUGAGGAUGCAGGAGGAAGGGUGUAAUAGGCCGGAUUCGGUUACGGUUGUGUCCAUUUUGCCUGCUUGUGCUGCUAUUGGUUCUUUGCGAAUGGGAAAGUCGAUUCAUGGAUAUGUUUUUAGAAAUGGGUUUGAGUCGCUUGUGAAUGUCUCGACUGCUUUGGUUGAUAUGUAUGCUAAAUGUGGGUCAGUGGGUAAUGCCAGGUUGGUUUUUGAUAAGAUGGAUUCUAAGACGGUUGUAUCGCUGAAUGCUAUGAUUGAUGGAUAUGCACGGAAUGGAUAUUAUGAUGAAGCUCUUGUUAUAUUUCAGAGAAUGUUGGAUGAAGGAUUCAAACCGACGAAUGUGACUAUUAUGAGCACUUUACAUGCGUGUGCUGAAUCAAGGAAUCUUGAGCUUGGACAAUUUGUUCACAAAUUAGUGAACCAACUAGGUCUUGGCUCUAAUGUUGCAGUUGGUAACUCAUUGAUUUCAAUGUAUUGCAAGUGCCAAAGAGUGGAUAUUGCAGCUGAAUUGUUUGAAAACUUGAAAGGAAAAACACUAGUGUCAUGGAAUGCUAUGAUAUUGGGCUAUGCACAAAAUGGAUGUGUAAUGGAUGCAUUAACUCAUUUUUGUAAAAUGCAUCUGCAGAACAUCAAACCCGACUCAUUUACAAUGGUGAGUGUUGUUACUGCUCUUGCUGAGUUAUCAGUUCUGCGACAAGCUAAGUGGAUACAUGGAUUUGCUAUAAGAACGUGUUUGAACAGGAAUGUUUUUGUAGCCACUGCACUUGUUGACAUGUAUGCAAAAUGUGGAGCAGUUCACACAGCAAGAAAGCUAUUUGACAUGAUGGAUAAUAGGCAUGUUACAACAUGGAAUGCCAUGAUAGAUGGAUAUGGCACACAUGGCUUUGGAAAGGAAGCUGUUGAAUUGUUUGAGGGGAUGCGGAAGGGGCAUGUAGAGCCUAACGACAUAACAUUUCUCUGUGUCAUCUCAGCUUGCAGCCACUCUGGCUUUGUAGAGAAGGGGCGCAAUUAUUUCACAAUCAUGAAGGAAGAAUACAGCUUGGAGCCUUCAAUGGACCAUUAUGGGGCAAUGGUUGACCUAAUCGGUCGAGCUGGUCGGCUCAGUGAGGCUUGGGACUUCAUUGAUAAUAUGCCUAUCAGACCAGGACUUAACGUCUAUGGUGCAAUGUUGGGAGCUUGCAAGAUUCACAAAAAUGUAGAUCUCGGGGAGAAGGCAGCAGACAAGCUAUUUGAGCUGGAUCCUGAUGAUGGGGGAUAUCAUGUGCUUCUUGCUAAUAUGUAUGCCACGGCUUCAAUGUGGCAUAAAGUUGCUAAAGUCAGAACUAUGAUGGAGAGAAAAGGCAUCCAAAAGACGCCUGGAUGCAGUCUAGUUGAUUUAAGAAAUGAAGUCCACACAUUCUACUCAGGAAGCACUAGCCAUCCCCAGUCUGAGAAGAUCUAUGCUUACCUUGAGAAAUUGCUUGAUAGGAUUAAAGCUGCUGGAUAUAUACCUGAUACAGAUUCAAUUCAUGAUGUGGAAGAUGAUGUUCAGGAGCAAUUGCUAAAGAGCCACAGUGAGAAGCUUGCUAUUUCAUUUGGGCUUUUAAAUACAAGUGCUGGUACAACUAUUCACAUCAGGAAAAAUCUUCGAGUUUGUGGUGACUGCCAUAGUGCGACAAAGUACAUCUCGCUUGUCACAAAACGAGAAAUUAUUGUGCGUGAUAUGCACCGGUUCCAUCAUUUUACGGAUGGAGCCUGUUCAUGUGGAGAUUACUGGUGAUCUGAAUGAUUGAUAACUCUUUCAAGUUGUUAUCUCGUGUUAAAUUUUGUAAAACGUUAUACUAUUAAUCUGAAACAGAAGAUCUACACAGA